GCAAGAAGAUAGUGCUCUGCUCUGCAUUAUCCAUAUAAAUUAAUUAUACUGUAAACUUCCUCUACAAAGAUAUUCAAGAUAUUUCUCCUUACAGACAAUACUACGACAGGACUAUCCAUGUCCACAGUGUUACUGUUUUGUUGUACAUUUCUUUAGCCUAAAGAAAUGUACAACAAAACAGUAACAAUUGUCAACGAACUUUCGGCUGGCUAUAAAUAUCCCAAUGAUAAAAUUAAUUACGUGAAACAGGAAAUGGAUGCCCGAAUCGAUAGACUCGAACAACGAAUGGAAGGUAUGUUCCUGUAUACAGCCAUGAAUAAUAUACUUCACAAUCCGUUCUCACUUGGAUUUCUUGCCCCAGAGGAUAUAACGUUGGCAAUCCAAGACGUAAUACAGCGAAGAAACCUAACUUUUGGUCCAGCCGCUAGACAACUAGCUUUAUCUGUCUAUGUAACACAGUUAAUAAUUCAACAACGUGUCGAGCUUGUUCCCGCAGCCCUCGACCUAACGACAAAUCCUGAUGAAAUCAAACGCCUAGCAUGUACGACUAUAUACACUGUUCCAUCUCCAAAACAAUCAAAAUUCACUGUCUUUAAACUAACAACAAAAUCCGUUUCAACAUAA
This is a messenger RNA of Didymodactylos carnosus, 624 nucleotides long. The record is from the annotation of a GenBank genome assembly. NCBI's taxonomy places the organism in Eukaryota, Metazoa, Rotifera, Eurotatoria, Philodinida, Philodinidae.